CCAGACGUCAAACGUGAAGCUUCGAACAUCAAAUCUCGUGACCCAUAAUCUUGCAAAAAUCUGGCCCCUAAGAGCUCAUUGCGAUAGCUGCUGACAUGGGUAGAACAGGCUUCCAGGUACCCCCGCGUGGGCCGGGAGACCCGGAUCCUUGUCAAACUACGUAGCGCACCAGGAGCGCGAUCUGCUAAUUUCCAAACAACACAUCUGCAUCGGUGGGCAGAUUUUGUUUACCUCAACGUUACAUCCAUUAUUUACUUGACCUGGCGUUUGGGUUCUCCGACUCUCCGGCUGUCCAUUCGUUACCCAUUCUUUGAAUUCCUGCAUUCGUCUCAAGUCACACCAGCGCUAUGGCACAAGCGGAAGCCACGGCAGAUCUCAACAUCGUGACACGGAUCUUGCAUCAUUACACGGAAAUAGUUGAACGAUAUCGUCACCAGCGAAGCUUGGAGUGUCCUGUUGAGCUUCUAGAAGUUGGACAUUCGCUGCUACCGGCCAUAUCUGUCAACCGUCUCUGGGCUGAUGCCGCAAUAGCCAUUCUUUGGAAGCAACACCCUGAUCUCUCGGCACUCAAAUGGAUGCAACAUGACCGCCGAAAAGUCUAUGCAAGCAAAGUCGAGCAGCUGCAGCUCUCCGACCUACAAGACGAAAACGACAAUGAGUAUGAGUACCUCAGAGGCCUCGAAUGGCCACGGCUGAAGAGCUUGGGUCUGCAUAUCGAUUGGCAGCUCUACCAACACAAUAUCCGAGAGUUACUGCAUGCAGAUCUUGAAAGUUUGGCAGUCACUGGUACGCAAUCUGGGGGGUCAUCCUACGUUGCGCAGGUAACACUGCCAGCGUUGCUCGGCCCCUGCCAGAAGUUGAAGCGCAUUACGUUUGGACCUGACACCUUCAGUCCUGAGGAUCCGAUUCACGCCAGCGUCUUUGCGUACCAUCUUGACGCGUUGCCCAAGCUCGAGGAUGUCGAUGUCUUAAUGAGUGGCAUUGUCGGCAAAGACCUCUUGUUUGGUCAUCUCAGCAAACGUCACGGCUUGAGAUCCCUGGCCAUCGAUCUCGAUCCUGGGUUGCGGACCUUACCUUUGUUCUCUGGUCUGACUGCGCUGCACAAACCAUUCAUGAGCCUCGAGCGUCUGCAAAUCGUAUGCGAUCCAGAAAUUGCGCUCGCUCUUCCCGCCCAUCUGUUCACUCUGAAAGAGUUGCGACUUGCUAUCGAACGCCAGUCGAGCGAAGAACUCCGCCUUUCCGACCUCACCAUCUUGGACGAUGUUGUGACCUCGCUACUCGUGUGUCCCAAUCUGGAGUUAUUGGAAGUCAAUGUUGGCAACCUUGCAGCGGGCUUUCCAACGGCACAGCUGAAUCUGCCGGUAGGUGGUGCGGUUUUGGUCAAACUAGCUGCCUGCUGUCCGCGACUUCGCAACAUCGACCUUGCGGGCCUUGAUCCUUCUUCCAUCGAUGGCUCGGGCAUAUCCAGUAUGCACUUUGAAGACUUUUGCAAAGGACUGCCAAAUCUUGAAGAGCUAAGCUUGAAGUUACACCCCACUACGGCCACAAUACUGCAAACAACUGCGCUACCAAGCCUGGCAAGACACUGUCCAAGGCUCGAAGUGUUGCGCAUGGGCAUUCCUCUCCAACUUUUAAACUUGCCCCUGUAUGGUGGAGUAUCCCAGCCAGCUCCCCACGAUAUUAUCACACCUGCUCAGACCAAGUUCGACCAGAGAUCAGACUCCCCUCAAGCAAUGACGAGUACUACGAAGCUCGUCACAGCCAUUGAUACACCUUCAGCAAGCCCGUCUACCUCCUCUUCCCCGUUGUUCCCUAAUAUGUUAGCACUUUCUUUCGCCCGCCCCGAAACAAUCCUCAGCAAAGGCAACAACGUUUGUCUCUCUGCGGAAGAUGACCUGAUCCACGCUUGGUCACAAACCCUCUUCACACAUUUUCCUCUUCUCGAACAAUUAGAAGCAUGGGGAGACUUUACCGGCCGCGACAACCGCUCCAUGUCAUAUAUCCUGCCCAUGGAGGACAUUCUCGAAGCCACGUGGGAGUUUCUGAGCGGCGUCGAGCAAUCGCUCUGGCAAGAUGGAGAUGAUGGGGGAGAAGCAGACGUGUUCAGUCCGGCCUCGUUCGAGCAGGAUGCGCAUGCAUUGAGUCCUGGUGUGCUCAGCCCGGGCCCGUUCGAGAGAUUGGUGGUGAGCGAUUGGGAGAUGGCAAGUCAGAUGGAAGAAUUCCGGGCGCAGUGAGGGUGACACGAGAGAUCGCGAAGCAAGAUCGUCAAAGCAGAGAGCGGCCUAGCGGGUGUCAGCAUUUUCGUCGAGCCCAGAGAUGAUUCACUGGGGAGCCCGGAGGCUGAAAGUACUUACGAUAACGGUGACAGUCUACCUUCGCCAGUUGUAUGUCCUCCAGUAC
Molecule: messenger RNA, 2400 nt
Organism: Didymella exigua CBS 183.55
Lineage: Eukaryota; Fungi; Ascomycota; Dothideomycetes; Pleosporales; Didymellaceae
Exons: 1
Coding region: 348-2234 (628 amino acids)
Source: RefSeq, a predicted model, not a curated record